Messenger RNA from Neoarthrinium moseri, 1545 nucleotides. RefSeq lists its product as uncharacterized. Gene Ontology annotation, cellular component: mitochondrion. The coding region runs from base 1 to 1545 and encodes 514 amino acids. The record is from RefSeq and is a predicted model, not a curated record. Gene Ontology annotation, molecular function: ATP binding; serine-tRNA ligase activity; tRNA binding. Gene Ontology annotation, biological process: mitochondrial seryl-tRNA aminoacylation. The transcript has a single exon. Lineage: Eukaryota; Fungi; Ascomycota; Sordariomycetes; Amphisphaeriales; Apiosporaceae.
AUGAAGCUGUCUCCGAGGUCCUUCGUGUGUCGGCAAUGCCGUCUACAGCCCUCAAAGACGCGCUUCUUUCAUGCCUUUGCGCGUCUCUCCAACUCAGCUCCGAGCUCGUCAGAACCCAUCCCAACCCGGCCGACAAUAGCUCCCAGGCCGAACAUCGACAUCAAGCACAUCCGACAAAACCCCUUCCUGCAUGAGCAGAACUGCCUGGACCGCAACUACAAGCUCCAGAGCACCUAUCCAGACCGAAUCAACGAGCUGCAUCAGCAAUGGCAGGAGCACCAGAAAGAAGGGCGGCACCUGCGCGAGCGCAACAACCUGCUGCGCAAGCAGAUCGCCAACUCGGCCACUACACAGGGCGAUGAAGAUCCUGCCGCCCUAGAUAUCAGGAAUAUGAGCAGAGAGCAGCUACUGGACGAGGCAAAGAUGCUGAAAGAGAAGCUUUCCACCAUCGAGCAGAGCGAAGACCGCCUAACUGCCGAGAUCGACCACCUCGCACUACAGAUACCCAACCUGACGAGCGAGCAGACGCCCCGCGGCGACGAGGCCCAAGUCUUGUCGUACAUUAACGACCACCCGGAGCCUCGUCCCGCUGAGUCGGAUCGCGUGUGGCGGUCACAUGUGCACAUCGGGUCCGAGCUGGGGCUGCUGGAUUUUGCCGGCGCAGCCACGUCGUCCGGCUGGGGGUGGUAUUAUCUGCUGGAUGAGGGCGCACAGCUGGAGCAGGCUCUGAUUAAUUUUGCCCUGAACGUGGUGACCAAGCAUGGAUGGCGGCAGGUCACGCCGCCCAGUAUCGUCUACGGUCACAUUGCCGCAGCCUGCGGGUUCCAGCCGCGCGACCAGAAUGGGGAGACACAGAUCUAUUCUCUAGCGCAGUCGGCAGCGGACCGAGACCGCGGCAAGCCCGAGCUCGUGCUCGCAGGGACAGCCGAGAUCCCGCUCGCGGGCAUGAAGGCAGACACCGUCAUUGACGAGAGCGAACUGCCCCUGAAACGGGUAGGCGUUUCCAGGUGCUACAGAGCCGAAGCUGGCGCCCGCGGCGUCGAUACCAAGGGCCUGUACAGAGUACACGAGUUCAACAAGGUCGAGAUGUUCGCGUGGUCCGAGCCGAACCUCUCGUCCGCAACCGAGAUCUUCGACGAGAUGGUCGACAUCCAGACCGAUAUCCUCCAUACGCUCGGGCUGCACUGUCGCAUCCUCGAGAUGCCAUCCACGGACCUUGGCGCCUCGGCCGUGAGGAAGAACGACAUCGAGGCCUUCUUCCCGUCACGAAGGCAGAAGAAUGACGGCUGGGGUGAGGUGACCAGCGCCAGCAUCUGCACCGACUACCAGACCCGGAGGCUGGCGACGAGGUUCAAGUCCAACGGAAAGAUGCUCUACCCAUGGACCGUGAACGGCACGGCGCUGGCCGUGCCCCGGGUGCUCGCUGCCGUGCUCGAGAACGGUUGGGACGAGAACGAGAUGCGUGUCAAGCUGCCGGAAUGCCUGUGGGAAUCCAUGGGCAAGGAGUAUAUCGGCCUCAAGCACCAGCUGAAGAAGCUGUACUGA